AUGUUCCCCAAUAGUAGGGGCGUGAGCCCGUCCCUUACCGAGGAGAUUGCGCACUACGUCCUUGAAUUGUGGCACGAGCAUCGGAUUCCUAUCAUACUGUCGACUUUGUUCGUGUUGGGUUUACUCCGGAUAUAUCUACACUCGACCCAAGAAAAGGAGGGGCUCCAGACCUUCUCGGAGUCGUAUGAGAAAUUGCCGCAACAAGACAGGCCUAUUGACAAUCAGAAAGUGAAAGCGACCGUUCAGGGAGAUGACUCGGAGACAUCUGAGAGCCCAAAAGUGGCUGACGAAAAGAAAGGGGCGAGGCAAGGCCCCCGGAGGAUAAAAGGCGAUGUUACCAAGAAAGGUCAUGGGAGUACAGACAGUGGAAGCGAAACACGCAAAAUCCAAGUGUUAAUGUUCUACUCAUCUUUGACCGCCACCACCCCGAAUAUCACGAAACAGUUUGUCGAAGAGUUGGCAGCAUCCAUUGGAGCGUCAGGGGGACAGAAGCCGGGCACAAAAUUCCUCCCACCACAAGUUCUCGAUAUCUCCGAGAUCGACUUCGACGAAUACUUUAUUACACCCCCCAAAUCCGAAGCCGAACCGACAGACUACUUCUACCUCUUUGCGAUCCCUAGCUACAACAUUGACAGCAUCAACGACACAUUUCUCGAACACCUCCAAGAAACGCACCAUGACUUCCGCAUUGACACUUCUCCGCUCGCUCCGAUCCUAGGCUAUUCGGUGUUUGGUUUUGGGGACAGGGAAGGUUGGCCGACCGAGGAGGAGGGGUACUGCUUCCAGGCUAAGGAGGUGGACAAAUGGAUGGCCAAGUUGAGCGGAAGGAAACGCGCAUACCCUCUUGGAAUGGGCGACUGGAAGAGGGAUGGUAAGGAGCGACUGUUAGAAUGGCGAACGGGUUUGACAGACGUUUUGAAACAGCUGGAGAAGACUGGCGCGCUUGGGGACGGUGUCCCAGGAUCGGGAGACCCGCUCGAAAGCGACGACGAAGAAGAGGUGGAAGACGAUGAGGAGGUCUUGAUUGAAGAGGCUUCUGUGCCCAAAGCGACGAAAGGGAAGGGCGGUUCGGGGAGCCUGGAGGAUGUGGAAGAUAUUGGCCGGAUUAUGGAGUUGUCGCGGACGGAUGGUCCAGAGAAGAAGACAACGGCUCCUCUAGCCAUCGAUUUCACCACCGAAGGAAAAUCGAUCCCCAAGAAGAAAGCCGUCACCGUUACUGUGAAGGAAAUGGUUCCCAAAAGCUCACCCACCUACGCCGCGCUCACCAAACAAGGGUACUCGAUUGUGGGCUCCCACUCAGGGGUCAAGAUCUGUCGCUGGACCAAGUCAGCCCUCCGCGGCCGAGGGUCCUGCUACAAGUUCUCCUUUUACGGUAUCAACUCGCACCAGUGCAUGGAGUCGACCCCGUCCCUGUCCUGUUCCAACAAAUGCGUCUUUUGCUGGCGUCACGGCACCAACCCGGUCGGCACGACUUGGCGGUGGGUAGUAGACCCACCACAGCUCAUCUUUGAUGGAGUCAAGGAGAACCACUACAAGAAGAUCAAGAUGAUGCGCGGUGUACCCGGCGUGCGUGCCGAACGGUUCGCCGAGGCGAUGCGCAUCCGGCACUGUGCACUUUCGCUCGUCGGCGAGCCCAUCUUUUACCCACACAUCAACGAGUUCCUAGGCAUGCUGCACAGCGAGCGUAUCUCGUCCUUCCUCGUUUGCAACGCACAACAUCCUGACCAACUCGCUGCGCUCAACCAUGUUACACAAUUGUACGUCAGCAUCGACGCCUCGAAUCGCGAAUCGCUACGCCGCAUCGACCGGCCCCUCCACCGCGACUUCUGGGAGCGCUUCCAGCGCUGCCUCGACAUUCUUCGCGAGCGCCGCUUCCGCCAGCGCACUGUGUUUCGCCUAACGUUGGUCAAGGGCUUCAACGUGGAGGACGAGGCCGAGGGGUAUGCCGACUUGGUCGAGAAGGGUCUCCCCUGCUUUGUCGAAGUCAAGGGCGUCACCUAUUGCGGCACCUCCACGGCUGGCAGCGCUGGCCUGACUAUGGCCAACGUGCCGUUUUAUCAGGAAGUGUGCGACUUCGUAGUGGCGCUGGAGGCUGCGCUGCGUCGACGUGGGCUAGCAUAUGGUAUUGCCGCGGAGCAUGCGCACAGCUGUUGCAUUUUGCUGGCAAGCGAACGGUUCCGAGUUGAUGGGAAAUGGCAUACGCUGAUCGACUAUGACCGGUUCUUUGAUCUGCUGGAGGAGAAAGGCCCCGACGGUGACUUCACGCCAGAGGAUUACAUGGGCCCGCCGACGCCCGAGUGGGCGACCUGGGGAAAUGGCGGGUUCGAUCCGAGGGACCAGAGGGUCGAUAAGAAGGGGCGGCCAAUAGAAGCGGCGUAG
Messenger RNA from Dichotomopilus funicola, 2379 nucleotides. RefSeq lists its product as uncharacterized. The coding region runs from base 1 to 2379 and encodes 792 amino acids. Gene Ontology annotation, biological process: wybutosine biosynthetic process. The transcript is spliced from 2 exons. Gene Ontology annotation, molecular function: catalytic activity; 4 iron, 4 sulfur cluster binding; FMN binding. The record is from RefSeq and is a predicted model, not a curated record. NCBI's taxonomy places the organism in Eukaryota, Fungi, Ascomycota, Sordariomycetes, Sordariales, Chaetomiaceae.